Molecule: messenger RNA, 5485 nt
Organism: Eriocheir sinensis (Chinese mitten crab)
Lineage: Eukaryota; Metazoa; Arthropoda; Malacostraca; Decapoda; Varunidae
Product: transcription factor SOX-9-like
Exons: 2
Coding region: 780-2360 (526 amino acids)
Biological process (GO): anatomical structure morphogenesis; cell differentiation; positive regulation of transcription by RNA polymerase II
Molecular function (GO): RNA polymerase II cis-regulatory region sequence-specific DNA binding; DNA-binding transcription factor activity, RNA polymerase II-specific
Source: RefSeq, a predicted model, not a curated record
GAUAUGAAAGACGAAUAUGAAAAGAAUAGCGAGCAACACCCUGCCAGUGAGCGCUGGCAAGCCGAUGUGUCGGCGGCAGGACGGCCAUGCCACCACAAAGGUUCCGGAUUUCCCCCGCUACACUUAGUCAAGUUGCAACGUUGUUCAAACACAGAAACUACUUGACCCCUCUUAUUAUGUGAAUAACAAUGCUAAUUAAUAAGUAACGCGAAGACAGGAGGCUAAAAUAACGAAGCGUAGCGGUGGUGAGAGCUGGGACUUAAAUGGUGACCCGGCCACCGCCCCCCCGCGGUCCACCCACCAACAAAGGUCGAGGUAAGCGAUGCUCAAAAGCCAUGUGUUCUGAUUUCUCAUGCCCAGUGUAACACACACCUUCACGCGGGACGGAGGAGCACCCGCUCAGUGCCAGCCCCGCUCGUCCCUCGCCCACGCGUGGUGAACGCCGCAGUGCCAACACUCACGCCGCGCCAGUGCCCGUGUUCGUGCGUCUCUGACGGUGUUCUGCAAGCCUUGUGGUGGUGAACAUACAUCCCAGGAUAAAUAAGGGAACACGAGUGAACGAUUAUGGAAACUGAUGAAGUUUUGCAUUCUGGACUUGUGACAGUGAACGACUUGUGGUGACGUGCGCGAGGGCUGCCCACACCUGGCUGACCCCAGGCCCGCCGCCGCGCCGCGGGAGCCUCGCGGAGGAGCUUCUUCUUGACAAGUGGGCGUGAGGCACGUUGCCUCCUUCCCUCGGAACUAUUAUUUCUGUUUUUCUGCACCACGCCAACGGGAAGAUGCUGCCGCAGGGCCUCCAGGACUCGCCCACGGAGUACCCACUCUCCGCCGGCGCCACCUUCGGCUCUCUCGUCAUCGAUGAAACCUCCCCCACGCCGUAUUCUGACGCCACGCAGACUAAGAAACACCCGCCCAACCACAUCAAGCGGCCCAUGAAUGCCUUCAUGGUGUGGUCGCAGAUGGAGAGAAGAGAGAUUGUCAAAUACGCCCCCGACACCCACAACGCCGAGAUCUCCAAGCAGCUAGGCCGUCGCUGGAAGAUGCUGACGGAGGAGCAGCGGCGACCAUACCGGGAUGAAGCCGAGCGCCUCAAGCAAUUGCACAUGCGCGAGUAUCCGGACUACAAGUACCGGCCGCGUAAGAAGUCUAAGGAUCCGCUGAAGGGUGUGUCGGAACGGUGCGGCGGGAAGGUAGGAAAAGUCCACCAGAUGAACAGCAUUUGCAAGGAGUUUGCCAGCGGCAUCAAGACGAAAGACUGCCUCCUUGGCAAGCCCAAGGGAGACCUUCAGGGUAUGGAAGACCACGUGAGUUGGUCUCUGCCCCUCACCCCAACCUCUCCGCCUCGUGUCCCUACCAGUCCCACAACCUCCGAUCUUCCAGACUCCCCAGAGAGCGCCUUCAGCUUUGACGACCACUCCUUCAUCAGAUCUUCAAUGGUCACCUUCCCGCCCACACCCACCCAGAGCUACGGCGCGCCCACCGAUGGCCUUCCCCGCUCAUCCCCGGCCACAAGCACAUCUUUCUCCUACCACAACGCUGUACCCUCCGCUCCCUCCCCCAGCAGGACAAGCAGCUGCCUCUACAACGUCCCCCAGCGGCACCCAGCUUACAAUCCAAGCUUCUUCGCCGAACAAAAGCUGGCACACGCUUAUCUGAAGCCUGAAGCCCUCACUCCCGCCGGGUACCUGAAGCGCGAACAGGAGCAGCUUCAUUUGCAACAACAACGUCUCCACCAACAACAACAACAGAAGGCGAGCUUCCACCAGCAUCAGCAGCAGCUUCAGCAACAUUCUUGUCUCUACUCGCCUGUUGGUUCACAAGUUGCUCCAUUCUUCGCCUCGGCAGUUGCGGCACAUCAACACCAUCACCACCAACACCACCCUCACCAUCAACAACACCAGCAACACCAUCACCAUCAGCAGCAACAGCAACACCAGCAUCAUCACCAUCAGCAGCAACAGCAACAACAGCAACAACAGCAGCAGCAGCAGCAACAGCAACAACAACAACAACAACAACAACAACAACAACAACAACAACAACAGCAGCAACAACAACAGCAACAACAACAACAACAACAACAACAACAACAACAACAACAACAACGACCUCAAAUGGCGACAGUCAAAGUUGAGGUCCAGGAAACUCACCCCGCGACGCUUGAUGACCUCGACAAUAUCGGGGUCACGGAGUUGAUUCCCAUGACCUCCGACCUGAAGGUGGAGCUGGACUCGCUGGCCGACCUAGGCUACGAGUCUGGCGGGUCAGGGGCGGGCGGCUGGGCCAAUGUCUCCAUCACCUCGGCCAACCCGAACGUCCUGGCUGACUUUGAGAUCAUGAAUGCAUGGAUCAACUCCUGAGCUACCGGUGUGGACUCUCUACAAGUCUUUCAAUAUCGUGUGUGCUCGCUCAGAGGUGCCCCGGAGGACGAGGUAUGAUGAGAGAGGACUCUUGCGUUUCCGUAUCAAUCGCCUGAGUUCGCUACAGCCACGGCUUCCCGGAGUGUGGCAAGCAAACUUCCCUGUGCAUAUCCCGCUGCUGUGUCAUGACCGUCUGUGUACAGAUGUCUGCGUGUACAUAUUAUUUGAAUACACAUUGCCGGGUAUUCGUAGACUAGUUACCAGUUUAGCUGAUGUUGUAUGCUCGCCCAGUAUUUCAUUUCUCACCUGCACCAGAUAAAGUCUAGUCACUGAACUACUAAUACGAUAUUAUGAACAUAAGAUAUUUGUCAGAAAAAAAAAAAAUCGUGGCUGUUCCUAAGCAGCAAUGCUCAUGUCACAACAAAAAAAGUAGUAGUUACCCAUCGAAAUCUCAUCUCCCGACAUCAACAAACAAAUCAAAACACAAGAACCACGAACAGACCGCCUCAGGGUUCUCGGAGGACGUAGUUUGAACAGUGACGAGCGAUGGCACACGUGGCUACUUCAAAGGUGGCGCAGACACCGACAAACUGUUAGUUGUUAAGUGUUGCCGUCAGGCGAGAAGACGAGGUGAUCAAGUGCUUUGGCUGGGUGGUAGUGAUAGUAGUGGUGGUGGUGGUGGCGGUGGGGGUGGUGGAGGGUGUGUGGGAAGUACUUGAUGAAUGUGGUGGAAGUGGUGGUGUGGUGGCGUUAGUGACAUGGUGGUGAGGCGUGCGAGGGAGAGAGUUGACCUGUCCACCUGGAGGAAGGCAUGGCAGACCGGCUGUACAUGCUGCACCAAUGCCACUACGUCGCCUUGGUGGGAUGCCAUGCCAAGGACACACACACACACACACACACACACACACACACACACACACACACACACACACACACACACACACACACAGUCAUACUCACGUUUAGAUCACCGGAACAUGUAUAACAUGUUUCAUCAAAAAACAAACAAAAAAACAAAACAUACGACAGGUGACGUGAGUGUCGCCCACUUGUACCUGGUGGCGGCUUGGGUCGCGGCGGCGCACCUUCCUCGCCCAGGCAAGGGGACAGAGGAGGGUGUGCCGCCGGCCACGAGUCUACCACUGUUCAUAAUGUUCCUCGGCUGUGGCGUCUUGGGGCUCUGUGAGGGAGGCAGGGGGCGGCAGGGGCCAGGCCGAGGGACACUGCUGUGCCCUGCUCACCUCCUCGCUGUGGGCACAGACCCGCAAGACGCCUCUAGCCUCCACGCGACGCUCAGGACUCUUCCUGACGUACACUGUGGAGUAUUAUAUUGUAAAAAAGAAAAUAUAUAUUGUGUAUCAUAGACUUUUUUGUUGUGUGCGUUACUCUUUUGUUUUGUUUUGUUUUAUGAAACGGUGUUUUGCAGAUUUUUUGUGGUAGACGAGUAGUUGUACUUAGAGCAAAUAUAGUUAAUAUAUAUGAAUGUUAUAUACACAAAUUUAUUAGGAAGUGAAAGGCUAGGCAGAGGCGCUCAAGUACACAACGAAGGGAGGAGAAAGCUGGCUUUUUCUUGGUUCCUGCAGUACCACCACCCAGGGCUUUCUCUCUCUCUCUCUCUCUCUCUCUCUCUCUCUCUCUCUCUCUCUCUCUCUCUCUCUCUCUCUCUCUCUCUCUCUCUCUCUCUCUCUCUCUCUCUCUCUCUCUCUCUCUCUCUCUCUCUCUCUCUCUCUCUCUCUCUCUCUCUCACUGGUGUUCACAUUUUCCAAUUUCUUAUAUUUCAAAUUAAUGUUAUUUUACAUGUAUUUGCUUCCAGCCACAUAUUUGCUUGUUUCUUAAUUAAUGAAGCUGUUCACUUUCGUUUUUGUUUGAUAUUGAUAUAAUUUACUCUCUCUCUCUCUCUCUCUCUCUCUCUCUCUCUCUCUCUCUCUCUCUCUCUCUCUCUCUCUCUCUCUCUCUCUCUCUCUCUCUCUGGCGCCCUGUUCGUGUGUUCGUCGGUACGUCUUGUUGUGGCUCAAAUAUUUAUGCAAAACUUGUGUACAUAAGAUAUUUAUUAUUAGGAGUUUUCUUAAGCAUUUAUUUAGCUGCAAUUGACAUUUUAUACGUUUGCACCACCGAAAUAAAGUUACUGACUGAAGGAAUCCUGGGCUUGUGUUCUCUCCCUGCUGACCGCUUGACGAUGACACUGAAGAAAAAAAAAAGGAAAAGAAAGAUAAUACAGAUGACGCUAAUGAAAAGAGAAAGGAAAAGAAAGGAAAUAUAAAUGAUGCUGAUGAAAAUGAGGAAUGAAAAUAAAUAAAAUACAAAUGAAUGAUAGAAAAGAGAAAGGAAAAGAAAGAUAAUACAAACGACACUGAUAAAAAAGAGAGAAAGGAAAAGAAAGAAAAUACAAAUGACACUGAUUAAAAGAGAAAGGAAAAGAAAGAAUAUACAAAUGACACUGAUUAAAAGAGAAAGGAAAAGAAAGGGAACACUAAUGGCAAAAAUAUAAAAAGGUAAAAAAGGUAAAGUUGGGGGCAUACGCUGUAGCAGUGCGUGGCCUCGGUGCUCAUCUCCGUAACAUUGGCCCUUGAGCCUGUGGUGGGAGGGAGCCCAAUACCCCGGGACACAGGGCCAGUGUGACAUCCGGGUUACACAGUUCACCUUCCCCAGGUUUCCCCAGGUACCCAUUUAUCGACCAGGCCGAGAGGGAGGAUGAACAACUGGGUGAGCUGCAGGCCGACUGCCCGGGCUGGGAUUUGAGCCCGGGUCCGCGGAGUCGAAGCCAGGCACGCUGACCGCUAGACCACGGAGCCGUAUAUAUAAAAAAAGAAAGGAAAAUAAAGAUUAUACAAAAAAGAGAGAAAAGAAAAGAAGGAAGAUACAAAUGACACUAAAAGAGAAAGGAAAAGAAAGAUUAUACAAAUGAUACUAAACAAAAAGAUAGGAAAAGAAGGAAAAUACAAAUGACACUAAAAAAGAUAGGAAAAGAAGUAAAAUACAAUUGACACCAAAAGAUAAAAGAAAGGAAAAACAAUACAGAUGACAUUGAUGAAAAAUGAAAAUGGAAGAGAAAGAUAAUCCAAGACAAUAAGGAAAAGAAAGUAAAUCCUCUAGAAAAGUACCGAAAACAAGUAUAAUACACUUAA